Volvox carteri f. nagariensis is the source of this 324-nucleotide messenger RNA. RefSeq lists its product as uncharacterized. The record is from RefSeq and is a predicted model, not a curated record. The transcript has 4 exons. NCBI's taxonomy places the organism in Eukaryota, Viridiplantae, Chlorophyta, Chlorophyceae, Chlamydomonadales, Volvocaceae. The coding region runs from base 1 to 324 and encodes 107 amino acids.
AUGGGUUCCAGCAUGUGCCCGGUGAGGCUGGGAGUUGAGCCGUUCGUGCCCGUGCUAUUCGUGGUGCCCAUCCUGUUCAUCACCACCAUGGUGCUGCACGAGGGGCUGGGCGUGCACAUCAUGUCACCAACAGCCAGCCGCACACUGCUCAAGUUCGGCAUCGCUGUGGGCAGCCGCUCCAUGAUCCUGCUCAAGUCGCUGCUGCUGGGCAAGGGCUCGCAAUACUACAAGCGUGAGAGCAACAUGGUGCGUUCGACAGGGUGUCGUGAGGUAGUGCAGCUGGGUGAUGCAGUGAGGUGGUGUGGCCACAUGGGGCAGUGUUGA